This is a messenger RNA of Suillus subaureus, 614 nucleotides long. RefSeq lists its product as uncharacterized. Bases 61 to 354 code for a protein of 97 amino acids. NCBI's taxonomy places the organism in Eukaryota, Fungi, Basidiomycota, Agaricomycetes, Boletales, Suillaceae. The transcript has a single exon. The record is from RefSeq and is a predicted model, not a curated record.
AUUGCACGUUGACACCGCCCUCAUGGACAUGUGCUAGACAACUUUUGUUAUGAGCUAGGUAUGCUUGUCGUUCAUCCCGCAAGUUGUUGUGACGUCUGCCUCGAUCUCUACUCUAUCUCUUCAGAACCCGCCAAUUCUCCACAUGCAAUCGCUUGUGGUCAUAUCUUCUGUCUCACGUGCGUUCAUACUCCCGGCCAGCUUGCGGCCACCAAUAUUCAUGUCUCUCCUCUCUUAUCCGACUCUUCAAUCCUAGGUGCCUUCGCUCCUUAUCACCAAGUGCAUGUCCACUUUGCCGUAAACCUUUCCAGUCAGAUCGUAUCAAGAAACUUCACCUUGCGAAUCCACCCGAACUAGAUAAUGCUGAACAGAAUGCUCUCGAUGCUCAAGCCAGUCUCCUCCUCCAGCGCAUAGCUCUAGUCUCAGGUGAAGACACUCCCGAGACAGAUGUCGUUGAAGUAGUCACCGAAGUGCAGGAAUGGCUGCAGUCUCAACCGGAUGACCCUAAUUCUGUGAGUCCCUUUAAUCACUGCAAAUAGCUGUCCUUGCUGUCAACUCAAUGCUUCUCCAAUUUCUCACAUACGGGAUUUUUAGCAUAUGGCUCUUCGAGCUGCCGU